Drosophila willistoni is the source of this 1566-nucleotide messenger RNA. RefSeq lists its product as uncharacterized. The record is from RefSeq and is a predicted model, not a curated record. The transcript has 2 exons. Bases 289 to 1095 code for a protein of 268 amino acids. Gene Ontology annotation, molecular function: protein binding. NCBI's taxonomy places the organism in Eukaryota, Metazoa, Arthropoda, Insecta, Diptera, Drosophilidae.
UUUGAGCUUCCGGAUAGAACUAAUUCAAUUCAAUAUGCUAAAAUAUGCCAGGCCAACUAGGAUUUUUUAGAUAGUACAAAUUCACUUUCACUUGCCUACUGUUUGAGUCGUUCAAUUUCGUAUUUCUAUCUACGACAGAUACAAUUCCAGAAUUUUGAGAUCCAAGAAUGCCUGGGAUUUGGCUGAAAUUCGACAUGCCUUGUUUGCACAGCAUUUGAAUCAUUCGACAUCGUGUGCUCGUAGUUCACAGUUCAUACUAGAAACAAUACAGUCAAGUUUAUAAUAAAAAUGUUGAUAAUUAUCAUUAAACAAAAAUCUAAGAGAGAUGUGCAAUUUAGCAUUUCCAAUUAUGAAACCAUUUUUAGUUUGAAAAAAAAGAUUGAAAAACGUAUGGGGAUUCCUGCCGGACAAUGUGACAUUUGGUCAACAGACGGAAAUACCGCAGACGCCGAUCUUAUAUUGGAAAUGUCAGGAGUUCAGGACGGUGCAAAUAACGACAGUCGACCGGUUAUAUCAGUCUAUAACGGUAUUAAUUUUGUGGGUCGGCUUGUGGUGAUCGAAAAGGGCAAAGAGACUGUGUCGCCGGUAAGCAGCAGCUUGUCAGUGCUGGAACAAAGUUCAGAUUCCAGCAGUGAAUCUAUCAAAAAAUGUAUACAACCACAGGCUCAGAAACGAAAAAUAAAUCAUGAUUUACCUGCGGAGAAUGAGAGUCCAUGCGAUAUUAAAUCUCGUGCUUCUAGUUCAGAUGAGGAAGAUGAUCAGCCAACGGACAAAGAAGCAAGCAAUGAUGCACCAUUCGUUGAUAUUCUCCCGGAAAAGAGGUCAUUUGUUGUUGUCAUCUCGGCGUCCGCCUGCAACAACAGAGACUUCUGCAAACUAUUGAAUGAAUUUUUUAAAAGCUUUGCUGGAUACAGAAACGUCGGAUGUCUAAAGUUCAAUAAAGAAACACCGGUUCAAGAAUAUAGUGGAAGGCUUACGUUGCGGCAGCAAACGAGAGUACGAUGGAUUGGGUGCUGGGUGUCAUCUGCAAAAAAGAUAAUUACGAAGCUGUUCCCCUUACGGAAUUUUUACAUCUCUUACCAGCUCGAGUCAUAGUGACAAAGUAGAAAAAUGCUUAAGUAAAAUCUUUGAAAUGCUCGAACGACAAAAUAAUAAUAUACAAACAUACAAAUGGUCUGUUAUCGAUAAAAACGAUUUGGAUCCAUGCUCCAACGAUAAUAUUACGAAAGUAUGCGUUAAUGAAGCGAUCGAUCUAUACAUGGACGCUGACAGUAUUGAGACUAUUAAAAACAGAUGCUAUCAUUUGAAAUAUAUCUUCUGGAUUGUCAAAUUCAUGUUUUGCGAGUAAUUGUCAAAUUUACAUUUAUUUUAUUAUAUUUCAUUAUAUUUCCAAAUUGUAGGCAUCACCUAGUCAUACUAACAUACAUAAGUCCCACAGUGGAUCCUCACACUACCAAGUUAUCUCAGUUAUCUACAUUUAUAAGAUCCACAUACACAUACAUGUAACCAUCUAGAAUAAGCUAGCAAUAAGAUAACUCAAUAAAUCAGUUCUUGUGCGACAAUUGA